This is a messenger RNA of Cydia pomonella (codling moth), 667 nucleotides long. Its product is annotated as E-selectin-like. Bases 45 to 602 code for a protein of 185 amino acids. The transcript has 3 exons. Lineage: Eukaryota; Metazoa; Arthropoda; Insecta; Lepidoptera; Tortricidae. The record is from RefSeq and is a predicted model, not a curated record.
CGUACCUGUCCCACGUGCAGUACGAGUGCACCGAGGGCCACGAGAUGGUGGGCAGGUCACGACUCGUCUGCGAUAUCGACGAGAGAUGGAAUGGGCCCCCGCCGCGGUGCGACGUUGUCCACUGCGAGCCCCCGGCGCAGGUCCCCAACGGGCGCGUGACGCUGUCCCACAACGCGUCCGUGUUCGGCGCCGUCGCGGAGUACGCGUGUGUCCGCGGGCACCGCCUCGUCGGCGCCCGGCGCGCGAGCUGUCUAGCGAGCGGCGUUUGGGACCAGCAGCCGCCUAAAUGUCAACCCGAGGAGCGCUCAACAACGACCACCACAACGCUCCCUCCCCCCACCACGGCCGCCCCCACCACCCGCGUCACGUCGCGCGCGCCGCCGACGCGGCCGCGCUCCACGCCGCGCCCCGCGCCGACUCCGUUCGUCACGCCGGAGACGCGCCGUCCCCGCCCAAAGACCACGGAACGGCCGACCACGAGAUAUGAAACGAGGGUCACGGACGCGCAGGAGUCGCCGACCAGCCAUGUGCCGCAUAUUAUUGUGGCCAGUCAUCCUAGGGAGAACCAAGUAAGUACACAAGGUGUACAGUCGAGUUCAUAAAUAUGUAUAAAUUUUUUCACCUUAAUCUAUUGCAAUAAGGUGUAAAAUGUAUACCUACAUAUUUA